Bradysia coprophila is the source of this 2505-nucleotide messenger RNA. RefSeq names its product deformed epidermal autoregulatory factor 1. Lineage: Eukaryota; Metazoa; Arthropoda; Insecta; Diptera; Sciaridae. Gene Ontology annotation, molecular function: DNA-binding transcription factor activity, RNA polymerase II-specific; DNA binding. Gene Ontology annotation, cellular component: nucleus. The record is from RefSeq and is a predicted model, not a curated record. Gene Ontology annotation, biological process: regulation of transcription by RNA polymerase II.
GAGAACGACCAUGAAAAUGGCGAUCAGGUAACUAAAUUCAUUUUACGAAUUUUGCGAAAACGAAUUUUAUUCGCUCAUUGCUGUGAUAAAAGUGAAAUUGUCGACGAUAAGUUGAUGUUUGAAACAUUGAAAUUGUGUUCUGUCGUUAAAUUGAAUAAUUUAAGGGUGAUGUUGACUAGGUGCAUUUUUUUGUUUAUUGUUGGCGUAUAACAUUUUCGUGCAUUGCUACACUGAUGUGUGUGUUUUGUACUAGUAUGUUUCGUUGUGAUUGCUAAACCAGUGCCCCCUUUGGACUGUUGGAAUUUCUAUUUAUAUUGUUGAUUGUUGUGAUUGUUCCCGACUCAAAUGAAGGUUGCACCUCGAACAACUCGUCUGGUGGCCACAUCUGAAACUGGAAACACAGUUGUAUCGGUACCAGUAUCACUACCCAUCGGUUCGUUGAUUGGAACGGCAUUUAAUGUCAUAACACCGGAUCAAUUGCCUCAUUUCAAGCAAAUGUUGUGCGUGGACAGUAACGGUUUCAUUUCGGGCAAUGCUGUCGUUGGCGAUGGUGAUAUUAAAGCCACACACAUUGUCAUCCAGCAACAAGCCACCGAAGCAAUAGCCGGCACUACAAAUACUCAAGAAUCGACAACAAUGACAGAAUCAACAGCCCUGUGCACAACCAAUUGGAAUGAUACAAUGAAUUUGGAAGUGUUACCAGUUCGCUGCAAAACGACCACAGCUGAAUUGUACAAAUCUCGAUUGGGUUCGGGUGGUCGCGGUCGUUGCAUAAAGUUUAAAGAUCAAUGGUUUACGCCUAGUGAAUUUGAAAAUUUGUGCGGUCGUGGUUCGAGCAAAGAUUGGAAGCGAUCGAUACGGUACGGUGGCCGGAGUUUACAAGCGCUAAUUGAUGAAGGAAUUUUAACGCCACACGCAACUAGUUGCACCUGUGCCGCAUGCUGUGAUGAUGAUUCGACUGCAUCCGGUCCAGUUCGAUUAUUCACCCCUUACAAGCGACGGCGAAAGAACAUAGUUAAUCAUCACGACUCAUUGCAAACCAAAAUAAAGAAGCAGAGCGAAGAAGAUAGUGAAAACGACCAGUCAAUUGUUACCAAGGAAGAAACGAAUUGGCAAACAAUCACUGAUGGCAUUGACGCAUCAAAUGAUUACCUCAAUUCGUCCACACAAAACGAUUUUUCAGUGGUGUCUGAAGCCGUUGUUCCGCUCGACCGACUAAAGACGCUCUGCGCACAAAUGACCAAAGCGACCAACGAAUUUCGAAGAUGUAUAAAUGAAGCCAAAGAAUUGCAUGCCCGUCAAAUUGAUCGAAUUCAACGGGAAAGAGACGCUGCGCUGCUAGCAGCUAGAGUACAUGGAGAUGUAGAUGAUCCAAAUAAUAUUAAUCAAAUACAGGGUGUUGAUAUGCCGGCGUCCAAAAAGUGUGCCAAUUGUAAUCGUGAAGCAUUAGCUGAAUGUUCCCUCUGUCGUCGGACGCCAUAUUGCUCCACAUUUUGUCAACGAAAAGAUUGGAACGCCCAUCAAGUUGAAUGCACUAACCCAAAUGAAACAACGCAACAAAUAAUGUUACUAGUUGACGAUCAAGCAUAAUAGUGACCGAAUGUGACUCUAGUUUGUGUUGAGUGUCAGCAAAAUCGGUUUAAAUAAUUUAUUGUUUUGAUGAUCGGUAUAUAUACAUCUCGUCCCCUAUACUGUCGAUAAAGAAACAUUUUCCAAUAACAUCACACGCACCACAAAAUUUUUCUUUCUUGUUCGUCUAGCUUUCAAUUUUAUAGUUUCUUCUCUAUUUUCUGUGGCAAUUUAUUGAGAUGAUUUUGCAUCUGAUGGUGAAAGAGAUGCAUAAUUCGAACCAAACAAAUCUUAAUCGAUGUUCAGUUUGUUUUCUUUAACAUGUAGAUUCACAAUAAACGGAGAUGUUGUUUAUAGCUCGGACGAAACUAAAACUCGGUACAUGCAAUGAAAAAUAAAUCAUUUUACUAGAACACAUUUUAUAUAAAUGUAUACAUACAGACACCACACACAGACAGAAUACGGUCGUCUGUUGCACAUUCAUUUUUUUUCUAAAUCUCAAUUGCACAUAAAUAGUCAUUCGUCAGUCGUCCUAUGUUAAUAUUAUGUUUUGUUUGCCAUCGUAUUGUUCCUAGGUAGCUAAAAAAAAUCCAUUGGUUAAUCAUUGUACAUUUCCCUAUUUUUUCCCUCUAUUUCGAAAUGCAUUAGCACACAUUAACUAUAUAUAAUUAGCGUAACACAAAGCACCCUUCAUUUAACGAAAUAAAAAUUUGAUAAAAGAAUAAAAAAAACAGAAAAUGGAAAAUGGUUGUUGUUCACUUUGUCGUUGCAAAGCAAAUAUUUUUGUUUUAAAUUUUGUUCAAAUGUAGAAAAGAAAUUUCGAUUUUCGGGAAUAUCAUCAACUUGUACCAAAUUGUACCAUAAAAUAAGAGAAUUGCUAAAGAAGAAAAUAAAAAAUUAAAUUUUAACUAUAAAAAGAAGAAGAGGGUACUAUUG